UCUCUCUCUCAUAUUUUUCCUUUCGCUUCGAGAUAGAUUUAUCAUUUUUUUUCUUUUCUGAUAUAUAUAUAUAUAUAUGUUUUGUUAUUAUUAUAUUUUGUAAAAUCCUGAAUAAACUCCUAGUAACAAAGAAAAGGAGAGUCCAGAAAAGAGAAAGCGAGAGAGAGAGAAAGAAAACGAUACCUAAGCUCAAUUAUCUUCUCUGCAACAAACUCCCAAAGGAUCCGAGAGGUGAUAUUUAUAAACAUAUCAUGAAGAAGAAGAUUGAAGUAUUGAUAUGGGAAUAGCUAAAACUUCUUCUACUACUUCUACAAUUCUUUUGAAGACUCUUCACAAUAAUUCUAUGUCCCAAGAUUACCAUCAUCAUCAUCAACACCAAGGAGGAAUCUUCAGCUUCUCUAAUGGAUUCGACCGAUCAGAUUCUCCCAAUUUAAUAGCUCAGCAGAAGCAAGAACAUCAAAGGGUAGAAGAGAUGGACGAGGAAUCCUCAGUCGCCGAAGGAAGUGGGAUUCCGGUCUAUGAAACUGCCGGAAUGUUAUCCGAGAUGUUUAAUUUCCCCGGAAGCAGCCGCGGAGGAAGAGAUCUCGACCACGGCCAAUCUUUAUUCCGGUCAAAUAGGCAGUUGCUUGAUGACCAACAUCAGAAUAUUCCGGCCAUGAAUGCUACGGAUUCUGCCACCGCCACAGCUGCCGCAGCCAUGCAGUUGUUUUUGAUGAAUCCACCGCCACCGCAGCAACAACCACCGACGUCUCCGUCAUCCACAAGCACCACAAGAAGCCACCACAAUUCUUCAACUCUUCAUAUGUUACUUCCAAAUCCAUCCACCAACACAACUGAUCAUCAUCAUAGCUACGAUAAUAAUAAUAUGUCUAUGCAUCAGCUUCCACAUCAGCAUCAUCACCAACAGAUGACGUGGCAGUCUUCUUCCUCCGAUCAUCAUCACAACAACCAAACCGAGAUCGGGACCAUCCACGUGGAAAACAGCGGUGGACGAGGCUUGUCCUUAUCUCUCUCAUCGUCUCUAGAGGCUGCUGCAAAAGCGGAAGAGUAUAGAAACCUUUACUACGGAUCCAACUCUUCUAACGCAUCAUCCCAUCAUCAUCAUCAUCAUCAUCAUCAAUACAAUCAAUUCAAGACUCUUCUUGCUAAUUCUUCUCAGCAUCACCAAGUAUUAAACCAAUUCCGAUCAUCUCCGAGCGCUGCCACGGCUCCUUCCUCUUCCAUCGGAGCCGUCAAUAUCUUAAGACACUCAAGGUACACAACGCCCGCGCAAGAGUUGUUGGAAGAGUUUUGUAGUGUUGGAAGAGGAUUUUUGAAGAAGAACAAACUUAAGAGCAGCUCAAACCCUAAUACUAGCGGUGGCGACGGCGGUGGUGGCAGCUCUCCUUCGUCGGCCGGGGCAAUGAAGGAUCAUCCUCCUUUCUCGGCGUCUGAUCGGAUUGAGCAUCAAAGAAGGAAAGUGAAGCUACUCACCAUGCUUGAAGAGGUGGACCGACGGUACAACCAUUACUGCGAGCAAAUGCAGAUGGUUGUGAACUCUUUCGACAUAAUAAUGGGCCAAGGUGCAGCGUUACCAUACACCGCAUUGGCUCAGAAAGCUAUGUCCAGGCAUUUUCGAUAUUCUCACGCCCUUGUUAGGAAAAAAGGCAAAGAUAGAGUGAUGUCAUUUUCUGGUCUCUUUCUCAGGUAUCCAAGCGAUGCAGAUAAACACCUCUUGGCUCGACAGACUGGUUUAUCCAGAAAUCAGGUGUCAAAUUGGUUCAUUAAUGCUAGGGUUCGUUUAUGGAAACCAAUGGUGGAAGAAAUGUAUCAACAAGAAUCAAAAGAAAGAGAAAGAGAAGAGGAAUUAGAAGUUAACGAAGAAGAUCAAGAAACAAAAAACAGCAACAACGACAAGAGCACGAAAUCCAACAACAAUGAAAGCAACUUCACUGCCUCUCGGACCACUUCACAAACUCCAAUAAUAACCGCACCAGACGUAUCAGACGCAGACGCAGACGCGGCAGUAGCAGUAGCGACAGGCCACCGUCUAAGAUCCGACAUUAAUGCUUACGAAAACGACCCUUCAUCACUUCUACUCCCUUCCUCUUAUUCCAACGCCGCCACUUCGUCUGCCGACUUGGGUUCUCGUUACGGUGGUUCAGCCGCGUUUUCCGCGGUUGCCACGUGUCAACAAGGUGUUGGCGGGUUCGAUAAUGCUGACAUGGGUGGUGUUAACGUCAUAAGGUUUGGGACAAACCCUACCGGUGACGUGUCACUCACGCUUGGUUUACGCCACGCUGGAAACAUGCCUGAUAAGGACCCUUCUUUUUGCGUUAGAGACUUUGGGGGUUUUUAGUUUGUUCUUUUUCUUAAUUCCAUUAAAUUAAUUAUAGUUUCCAUUUUUCAUUUUUACAUUUUUAAAUGAAAAUUCUAUUUAGCCUCUUUAAAAGAUUAAUACUGUACGUUUAGUUUAGCCUUUUAUUCUUUUUCUUUAUCUCGUAAACGAUAUGUAAAUCACUUCUCUAAUUAUACAAUGUACAACAUGUUGUUCACAUA
This is a messenger RNA of Camelina sativa (false flax), 2538 nucleotides long. NCBI's taxonomy places the organism in Eukaryota, Viridiplantae, Streptophyta, Magnoliopsida, Brassicales, Brassicaceae. The record is from RefSeq and is a predicted model, not a curated record.